Messenger RNA from Penicillium cinerascens, 1353 nucleotides. Its product is annotated as initiator tRNA phosphoribosyl transferase family protein. Gene Ontology annotation, cellular component: cytoplasm. Gene Ontology annotation, biological process: charged-tRNA amino acid modification. Gene Ontology annotation, molecular function: tRNA adenosine(64)-2'-O-ribosylphosphate transferase activity. The transcript is spliced from 5 exons. Lineage: Eukaryota; Fungi; Ascomycota; Eurotiomycetes; Eurotiales; Aspergillaceae. The record is from RefSeq and is a predicted model, not a curated record. The coding region runs from base 1 to 1353 and encodes 450 amino acids.
AUGGAGUCUGGAUCCUUUCCGACCCUGGACGCGCUGCACUUCCCGUCGGCCCAACAGUCCAUCUCACAAACGCUGUCCUCCUUGCGUCGCUCGGCUCUGUCGGUUUCCAACCGGCUGGAGUCCAUUAAAGCGGACGCGGACUUUGUGCGAGAGGCUGCAGACCACUAUGAUUUGCCGCUUGUCGCCAAUGAACGUUGCGGCAGCUGGUAUAUCUCGCCCGAUGCCAAGGUGGGCAGUGCCUAUUUCAAGAGCACGGACGGCCACACCGGUCAAUGGGACUUUAGCUUUCGUAGGCUGAACCUGCAGCUUCUUCCGCUAGCUAGGAAGCAUGGGGGGUGUGUAAUAGUCGACUCGACCCGCCGAGGCAAAUUGAUGCCAGACGCCCUGUCAAAGACAAUUCCAAUCUGGUGCGCCGUGAUCAACCGAGCUCUCUUCCCAACAGAGACAGCCUUUCAUUCCGUACAACUGCCACCCAAAUUCCUCGGCGAAUCCGAGGAAUCACAAAUCGAAACCCGUCUCGAUGGCUUCGUAUCUUCACUCAAGGGCCUGAAACUGGAUCUGGACCAGCUGCGACAACAGCUUGGGAAGCCCAUUCGUGUUGCAUGGGCCAACCGCUCGUAUUUUUACCCGACAGAUCUGCAUAAGAGCGAUGCGUAUAAUCUCUUUGUCCUAUGCUCCGCCUCGAAACGUGUCCAUGGUGCUGAGAUGUCCGAGGGUGGAUACAUCCAGGGUGCUGGGGAUGACAGCGAGGGAUGGGCGCACGGGCUGACGCCACCGGUCUUUUGGGCGAAUCAGGCUGUUUUGAAGCAAACCACUGAAGAAGACCUUCCGGAUCUUAUUUCUGAGUUGGUGAAACAAUACCGGCAACAGAGUGGCGGACAGUCCGCGACUCUCAUUUCGCCAACUCGUAACCUCUUCAUCGGCCAAACGGACGCACUUGUGGAUGACACCAGCAGGUAUGAUUUAGUCAUUGACUGCAAUGGGAAUCCCACCGCCGUGGAAGGGAAUGAAAAGCGAUUGAACCUGGGGUGUGGGUCAUUGAAGCUGGGCAGUCGUGAUCUACGCAAGUCUCUCGACAAAGUGCAAGAGUUUGUCAGCGCGCAGCUCGGAGCUGAUCCAUCGCGCUCGCUACUGGUGACCUGCGACACGGGCAAAGACCUGUCGGCAGGAGCAUUACUGGCGAUUAUCUGCCUAUUUUACAAGGACGAUGGAACCUUCGAAGCCUCACAAAGCAAGAACCCGAUCAGCAAGCAGUUCAUCCGACAGCGUCUCGCGUGGAUCGUUUCGUCCAAACAUGACAUAAAUCCGUCUCGCUCGACGCUUCAAUCGGUGAAUGCCUUUUUGAUGUCUUGA